Messenger RNA from Erpetoichthys calabaricus (reedfish), 2606 nucleotides. RefSeq lists its product as uncharacterized. NCBI's taxonomy places the organism in Eukaryota, Metazoa, Chordata, Cladistia, Polypteriformes, Polypteridae. The coding region runs from base 95 to 2362 and encodes 755 amino acids. The record is from RefSeq and is a predicted model, not a curated record. The transcript has 11 exons.
CACACACACACACACACACACACACACCCUGCCGUCAGCUGCAGAAAGUGAAACUAAACUGAAACGAAAAGAGCGCGCUGGCUGCGCACCGGCCAUGAACUUCGCGCUGGACUUGCUGCUCCUGAUCGCGCUGCGGUGCUGGGGCUCAGACGGCGCCCUCACAGUCUCCACAUCAAAUCCUUUUCUUUAUGUCCUGAGGCAUGAAGCCGUCACCCUGCCGUGCUCCUUCUCUGUCACGCCGGGUUCCAUUGACCCCAAGAGGCUGACGGUCACCUGGUAUCAGUAUGACUUCAUCGCAGCCAGAUUUGUGAAUGGAGAGGCCACAGCGAGAACGGAAGCCAUCCUGUUUGAAAAUGACAUCCGAAAUGGAAACGCAUCUCUGCUGCUCUCGUCUGUCAUCAAGAGAGAUGAAGGACAGUACAGCUGUGAAGUCAGGCAUGGAGGCGAGAGGCAAGAGGUCAACCUGGCACUGACCAUAAGAGUUCCCCCUGAGGUCCUCAUGUAUCCAGAACGAGUUCAGCUUCUGUCUGAAAACUCAGUGACCUGCGCGGCCAGGAGUUACUACCCCAAGGUCAUCAAUUUCAGAUGGAUGAGGAAUGGCCGGCGUGUUAACGAGCUGAUCAGCACAACACCGCGGCUCAAUCCCGAUGGCACCUACAGCUCGGAGAGCGUUUACCACGUCACGCCUUACAGUCGCAAUGAGCUCAGCUGUGUGGUGGAGCACGAGGCCCUGGAAAAGCCGCUCAUGAUGUCUGCCAUAUAUGUGGGGAGGUCCAUUACAGAGGUCAUGGCCAUUAUUGCUGUCAUCCUCCUCCUCUUUGUGCCCCUCAUUGUCUGCUGGUGGUUCUCAGUGUCCUUGUCCCCUCUUGUCCCUGUAACAUUAGUCCAGGGUGAGCAGGGGGCAGUUCAGUUCACCCUCAAAGGCUGGACACUCCAAAAUGUCACUUUCAGAUGCUCUGUAAAAGACAAGGAGGUCAGAUCUCAUGAUAAAAAAAGUGACUGUGAGGGUGGGCUAUCUGUGGACAACAAGGACCCUGCUAACUACACCCUGGAAAGAGGCCUAGUAAAGAAAGUCAUCUGUCUGAAGGAGACCCCCGUUACCCUGUGGUUUUUAGUAAAUAGAGCAGACCACCAGGGGGCAGUGCUUAGGUGUCGGGCGACUCACAGGCACACGAAGAGGAGUGUGGAGCGGUCGGUGACAUUGGGACAGGUGUGUGUUCGUCCUCGACUCUCAGAAAUCGAGAAUGUCACAGAGAACUCUGACACUGAAGUGAAGCUCCAGAUUACAGCCGAGGACUUUCACCCACGAGACAUCAGCUUCACAUGGACCGUGGGAGAAGAGAGAGGGACCACCGAAACACCUGAGAUGAUAGAAAACCCCAAUGGGACAUUCAGCACUAGGAGCAUCUGCUCCGUCCCAUUCCCUCAGAUUCAGACUCCUAGAUUUAAGAUCUUUGUGGAGGUUGAUCACAUUUCAAUGGCAAAGACACAGAAGGUGGCCACUGGUGACACCCCAGGUAUCGACGGGUGCCCCCUGCUGGCUGACAUUGAAGUGGUCGAGUUUUCAGAGGUGGGUCAGCCCUGCACUCUCAGCUGCACCAUCUCCAAGUUCUUUCCCAGCGCAAUCACCGUGACCUGGCUGAGGGUUGGAGCAGAGAGUGGACAUCAGGCUGUCACUGCAGGGUCACCGGAGUGGAACGCCACAGUGACCACAAGCAGCCCAGAGAAGCAGAAUAACGCCUAUGAGGCGACCUCCGAGGUCCACUUCACUCCUAAAAGCCUCCGUGAACUGCAGGAAACAGCCUACAUCUGCAGGGUGGAACAUGUGACACUCAGGAAGAAGACCAUUGAGAAGAAGUCCACAAAGCUGAAGUUAAAAGGUUACCAGAAAGAACCCAAGCUCUCCGAUUUACAGAUCUUCUUCACGGAGCUCAGUCAGCCAUGCACUCUGUCCUGCACCAUCACAGACUUCUACCCCCAGGAGAUCAAGGUGACCUGGCUGAAAAGGGACACGAAUGGGCAGACAUAUGAGGCGGAGACAGGAGAGUGGAAAGCCACCAGCGCCCACUAUGGUCCGUCCAUGAGAAGGAACACCUUUGAUUUGGUCAGUCAGGUGGAAUUCCUCCCCAGAGACCUGACUGAACUCGAGGACGUGGAGUUCAUCUGCAGGGUGGAGCACUCAGCUAUAAAGGGGGGAUUCCUUGAGAAGAACUCUUCAAGGGUCCACCUCCCAGGUUGGCUUCUGGUCCAGCAAACAAAGAACACUGGAAGAACAGCGGGAUAUCCGGAAAAGAAGGACAAGGGGUUCACCUCCACGCUGAAAUUGGGGUCUGGUGCGUGUCAGGUGAGUGCCACUGCCUAGGGGUCUGCCACCCCCAGCCCUACUUCGCCAGGCAGAGGAAACUACAAGUGUGCAGCUUCAGGACCCCGAUGCACCCCAGCUUGUCAACAUGACAGAACACGGUGACAGAAACAGACAGGGAUCUGAAGACUCCAGCUUUAGCCCACCAUUGCCAUCACCACCGCGGUCCUGCAGACAAUAACAAUGCUAAGAGAAUGAAAUCUCGUGUAUCAGCAGUGCACAUCAAUAAAGCCAUUUUACAAUA